Messenger RNA from Rotaria sp. Silwood1, 564 nucleotides. Lineage: Eukaryota; Metazoa; Rotifera; Eurotatoria; Philodinida; Philodinidae. The record is from the annotation of a GenBank genome assembly.
AUGGACGAUGUACUUUGGACUCGAUUCACUCGUCUUGAUCACUUAGUUAUUGAAGAAAAUCUGAAUACUGUGUUCGAAUACAUCGCUACACGUCUUGAUUUAUCAUAUAUAACUAGCUUUUCUUAUAAUCGAUCGGAUAAUGAAACACCAAGCAAUGACUUUUUACGAGUACUUCAUAAUUUACCACAACUACGCUCACUUAGCUUACCUGUAUCGACUCUCCUCUUCCUUUUUUAUCGUAAAUGGCCUAAAAUUGUCAAUCUCAAUAUUAUGAGUAAUUAUCCAUUUCCAUCAGAACCAUUAAUAUCCGUCCAGAUCGAUUCAUUUUGGCGUUCGUUUAAUCGUUUGGAAACAAUGUCAUUUUGUCGUGAAACUAUUCAAGAUGUAGCACGAUUAUUCGAUAACAGAGCAACGACACUCUCAACUGUAAAGAUUCGUCACUUUCGUACUCUGAAUGAUGAUGAUCCCCGAUUGAUCACAUAUAACUGGCUUGAGAAGAACACAAAAUUACGUCAAUUCGACUAUUUUUGUAAUGAUGCACGAAUUGUUUUCAUAUGGAUCUAG